Molecule: messenger RNA, 2396 nt
Organism: Hevea brasiliensis (rubber tree)
Lineage: Eukaryota; Viridiplantae; Streptophyta; Magnoliopsida; Malpighiales; Euphorbiaceae
Product: probable sulfate transporter 3.5
Exons: 12
Coding region: 211-2133 (640 amino acids)
Biological process (GO): transmembrane transport
Cellular component (GO): membrane
Source: RefSeq, a predicted model, not a curated record
UUAUCCUCUCCUCGUAAUUGCUAUAUCAUUUCCCACUACGUUGCUUCUAUAUAAAUGCUAGCCGCACACCCUCUUUCCCUACACCCUUAAAUUGAGAGCAAUAGCACAGCAAUAGCUCCAUAAUCUUUCUAUCCUCCCUCUCUCCCUUUCACUGCUUUCUUUCACUGCUUUCUUUACCCCUCUCACACACACAUACCACAGAGAGACACAAUGAGCACCGAAAAUCCUACCCAUAAUGAGGUGAACUUUGCUACCCCAAGAAGUUUCGGAGCAACCCUGAAAUCCCAUCUCAAAGAAACUUUCUUUCCUGAUGAUCCAUUCAGGCAGUUCAGGAAUGAGAAAUCUUGUGGCAGAGUCGUCAAAAAAGCAGUGCAAUACUUUAUUCCAAUCUUUGAAUGGUUACCCAAUUACAAUCUACGCUUGUUUCGAUUCGAUUUACUGGCUGGUAUAACCAUUGCCUCCCUUGCUAUUCCUCAGGGGAUCAGCUAUGCAAAACUUGCCAAUCUUCCCCCCGUCAUUGGCCUGUACUCAAGCUUUGUACCUCCUCUCAUUUAUGCCGUUUUCGGAAACUCGAAGCACCUAGCAGUAGGGACAGUUGCAGCUUGUUCAUUGCUCAUAGCCAAUACCAUUGGAGAAAAAGUGUCUUUCAAAGAUGAUCCAACAUUGUACCUCCACUUGGUUUUCACCGCAACUUUCUUCACCGGAAUUUUUCAGACUAUUCUGGGACUUCUAAGAUUGGGGAUUCUGGUGGAUUUCUUGUCACAUCCAACUAUCACCGGUUUCAUGGGAGGAACUGCAACUCUUAUCUGCCUGCAACAGCUCAAAGGCAUAUUUGGAUUGAAACAUUUUACCACGAAAACCGACGUUGUUUCUGUCCUGCGUGCAAUUUUUGAAAAUAGAGAUGAGUGGAGGUGGCAGAGUGUAGUUGUGGGCAUCAUCUUCCUUAUUUUUCUUCAGUUCACUUGGUUCCUGAAAAGGAAAAGGCCAAAUCUGUUUUGGGUGUCAGCCAUAGCUCCAAUGGUGGUGGUUGUAGUUGGUUGUCUUUUCGCCUAUUUUGCUCACGCUGACAAACAUGGAAUCCAAAUAGUGGGUCACCUCAACAAAGGUCUAAAUCCUCUAUCCAUUGAACAUUUGAACUUUAAUUCUCAGUAUCUACCUGUGACUUUGAAGGCUGGCCUCAUCACAGCCAUUAUUGCUUUAGCUGAAGGGGUAGCCAUAGGAAGAAGCUUUGCCAUAAUGAAAAAUGAACAAGUUGAUGGAAACAAGGAGAUGAUAGCUUUCGGCCUUAUGAACAUUGUGGGCUCCUUCACUUCUUGCUAUUUGACCACUGGGCCAUUCUCGAAAACUGCAGUGAAUUUCAAUGCAGGGUGUAGGACCGCAAUGUCUAACAUAGUAAUGGCAAUUUGUAUGAUGCUUACGCUAUUAUUCUUGGCUCCUUUCUUCAGUUAUACUCCUCUGGUUGCUCUUUCUGCCAUUAUCAUGUCUGCAAUGCUUGGACUUAUUGAUUGCAAGGAAAUUUAUCACCUCUUCAAGGUUGACAAGUUUGAUUUUCUCAUUUGUAUGGCUGGCUUCAUAGGAGUUGCCUUCAUAAGUAUGGACAACGGGCUCAUGAUGUCGAUUGGUCUUGCUUUGGUGAGGACAAUACUAUAUGCUGCUAGGCCUACCACCUGUAAGCUUGGAAAAAUGCAAGAUUCAUAUUUGUAUCGUGACACAGAGCAAUAUCCAGGAUCAACAGGGGUCCCUGGAGUCCUUGCCUUACAACUUGGUUCCCCUAUCUAUUUUGCCAAUUCCAAUUAUAUAAGAGAAAGGAUUCUCCGGUGGAUUCAAGAAGAAGAUGACGUUGUAAAUGAUGAGGAAUCUGUUGUUGAGCAUGUCUUGCUAGAUUUAUCAGGUGUUACAUCCAUCGAUACAACAGGCAUUGAAACAUUAAUUGAAAUACGCAAAAUAUUAGAAGCAAAAAGUAUAAAGCUUUCGAUUAUAAAUCCUAGGCUGGAUGUUAUGGAGAAAAUGAUAAGGUCACACUUCGUAGACAAGGUUGGAAAGGAAUCCAUAUUUUUGUGCAUUGAAGAUGCAGUUGAAGCAAGCUUAUUUACACCUUCGACGCAGAAAAAACAACACCAAGUGUUCGUCUAGAUCGAGCUGUGUUGAUGACCACAUUGACUACUGUAUAAUAUCAAUGUUAUGUAGCCUUAAAUUUGUACGGGUAAGGAGAUAAUCAAAUUGCACAAUCAGAAGUUGCAUUUCGUAAGGUCAUAUAACUAUGUAAACAAUAGUAGGGUAGAGCUGUUCAUGGAGCCAUUGGGUUGAUUGAUUCUAGAAUUUUGAUCAGCUCCAUCUUUGUAUCUUUUUUUUAUUAUUAUUUAAAAUGAGUGAAUGAAUAGCUUUGUGUUUCUUAA